AUGGUUAAUAAGAAGGAUAAAAGGCCAAAGAUUGGCCAAGAAUCUUCGAAUCCAUUCGAACUUCUCGAGCGCAAGAAGCACAGUCACAAGGUAUCGAAUAGCAGUGGAAAGAGCCGUUUUUUAAAGAAAUACCAGGAUGAUAGCAACAUAUAUCAAUAUACAAGUAAAAAGAGUCAAAAAUUACAGCUAUACAACUUGAAGGAGCCUAUAAAUCUCACGCAUAAGAAUCAACCUAUUGAAGAACACUACGAAUCUGACUUAGAAGGAUCAUCUGACGGAGAUAUUGACCUCCGCGGUGACUAUACCAAUAUUCCACAAGCUCUAGAGAACUAUAAAAGGGAAAAAGAGAUUACCAAACGUGAUAAACAGGAUCAACAGAACCUUUUAUCUAAGAUUGACUCACAAUUUAAUGAUUUGGAUCUAUCGCAGUUCUAUAAACCAACCAAAGGGUCUCUCGAAUACUACAAAAAUCCUGACGAGAAACCAAAGAAACUGGACAAAUAUGACCUUAAUUUGAGAGACUUGCAGUUUAAUAAGCCCAGUGUUAGUGAAAACCUGGAAUUAACAAAGAAAUUCAAGUCAUCCACAAGCGUUGAUGAACGAUGUGAUAUAGUAAAGAAGAUUGUAACAAGUAAUGAAACAUAUGCUACAUUCUCUGGAGAUUAUGUCAGAGGUACUACAGCCUCUAUAAUAGAUGUUUUGAGAUCGCAAAAUCCAGACAAAUUUUGUCACUACUUUGACGUAUUCAUAAAAGGGUUAAACUAUUUAUAUAGACACAACCCUAAGGAAUACAAGGCAUACUUUACUAAGGAAGUUGAGUGUUUGUUGGAAUCUAUUGAGAAUGGCGUGGGUUACACACUGGAGGCUAUUCUUUUGGUUUAUAUGAUUGCCAAAGUAUGUAAAGUAGAUUCUGAUUAUUAUCAACUUUCAUUACUUGUGGUUGAGGAGUGGCUAAAAUGUUUUGUAAGGGAUACAAAUCACAUUGAGAAGGAUGAUGUUGAAACAUGGACUGUAGUUAAGCUAUUGUUGGCGUUAACCUACAGCCUUGUGCUAGAUGGAGAAUUUUAUAUGCCAUACUUUUACCAUUUUUGUAUGAAAAUAUGUAAAAUUGUGAAUUACAAAGUCGAAUUUGUGCCCCAAGUGUUAACAUUGGUAAAGAUAACGCUAAAUAUGCUCUUGAAGAAUGGUUGUCAUAUAAAUCCUGCCAUUUUACAGAUAUUAAUGCCACAUCUGGACACGAUUUCAGACAAUUACAAGGAUAUUAACGUAAUAAAUGACUACAAUACUGGAUUGAAGAGUUUUAUCCAAGAUAUACUCUCCAAGGAGCCAGAGCGGAGGUCUCUGGAUGUAUACAAUACCCCAAAAAUAAAAUUUGAACUUCCAAAGAUAAAGUUCACUAAGAAGUUUAGCAAAGAUCGGAUAUAUACAAAGAAUCAAGAGAAAUCAGAGUACAAGUCUCUGAAACGCCAAUUAUUACAGAACACAUUUGCUGAGAUUGAACGUAACAGCAAACUUAGACUGGAGAAGCGCCUGAAAUCUCAACAACGUUACAAGGAGGUCGUUAGAAAUGCAAUGCUUGAGCAAGAUAUGCUAAAGAAGUUGGCUACUACAGAAAUGAUUAUAAGCAAGAUACGCUUUUUUGGUACUCUUAGUUUGCACAAAUUCAACAAACUGGCAUCAACUCAACUUAGGAACUUAUAUGAGCACUUGGAAUUACUUGAUGACGUCGAUGCCUUAGAGUUUGAUGGGACUGUUUUGAAUGUUGAAUUAGCAAACCGCAAAAUGAUUGUAGUUAAUAAACAUGAGCCUUCACAACAAAUUUGGUAUUCCUCAUUCACUGGUGUAGAUUAUUUUGACUAUUCUGACAACAAAUGGACAUCUAGUAGGAGUGGCCACACGCUAACGUCUCUUAUAGCCGAUGAUGUAUAUAAAGCCAUUGGCCAAAAUGUAGAUUUUUCAAAAAGUAGUUAG
Theileria equi strain WA is the source of this 1971-nucleotide messenger RNA. RefSeq lists its product as hypothetical. Gene Ontology annotation, molecular function: iron chaperone activity; ferric iron binding; 2 iron, 2 sulfur cluster binding. Gene Ontology annotation, cellular component: mitochondrion. NCBI's taxonomy places the organism in Eukaryota, Apicomplexa, Aconoidasida, Piroplasmida, Theileriidae. Gene Ontology annotation, biological process: intracellular iron ion homeostasis; iron incorporation into metallo-sulfur cluster. The coding region runs from base 1 to 1971 and encodes 656 amino acids. The transcript is spliced from 7 exons. The record is from RefSeq and is a predicted model, not a curated record.